GUGCGUUGGUGGAAACUUCUGUCAGCCGUUCGUUGCUAAUCAUAAUCUAAAAGCAUUACGGAGAUAACUUGGUCACGUUCUUAUUUCGUAGUUGUUUACUUGAGAAGAAAGGCCUGAAAUAGGUGAUGUGUUCAACCACUACCUAUCGGCCUACCUACCUACUUUUUACCUAAAUACCUCCACUGCAUGUGCCGUCGUAAUUUUUCUCUCUUAACUAACGAACGAAGCACGUUGACUUUGGAUGUUGCAUUUAAUUUACCCAGUGCAAAGAAAAAAGUUCAUAUUAAUGCGAAUGUUCAUUAAGAAUCGGUGACAAACUCUUUGAUAUUUCAUUUAUAAGUUAUAUUAAUUAUCAUAGUAAGCGAAUCUGUGUAUAGCUUAAAGAGAGGAGACCAACAAAAGUUUCAAUUAACCUGCGGAAACAGAACCGGAGUCAUACAGAUGGGUUUCACUUGACUUAGACAGCUUCUGACUGAACAGUUGAUUGAUAAUGCUAGAAAUAACAGUACUGGUCUCUAUUGUGGUGCUAGCCAGCAUUGUCUUCUUGGCAUUUCAGUGCUCCUGCUUUGGAAAAUCUACAAGAUUCAAAAGUUUUGAAGAGGAUGCAGAAAAUCCAAGAGAACGUCCUUUGGAAGGUUGUGUUGGCCCCGAAGUGGACAAUACAUCGUUGGUGAAUUUUGAGCCGUUACCUGACAUUUUAUCAAAAGCAAUACCUGCUACCACAGCCCUGAGACCAAGAAUCACUUGUAUUGCCACUGACAACAAUGAACCCAACUCAAGAAUUGUCUCCUUCCAACAAGCAUUCCCUCGUAAACAACUCACCUAUCUCUCUGAGAUGGGGAUGGGCUGGUUUGGCCAGGUUGUCCAAGGAAUUGCUGAUAAUGUUUUGGUUGGAGUUAGACAAAGUAAUGUUGUUGUUCAAGUACUUCGAGAUGAUGCAAGCGCUCUUGAAAUGCAGAAGUUCCUCCAAGAAGUUGCUGGUUACCGGAUAUUAGAUCAUCCUAACGUACUCCGACUACUUGGAAUGUGUACUGAAGCUAUCCCGUUCCUCAUACUCUUUGAAUAUUUCCCACUGGGCGAUCUGAAGAGUUACCUCAUCGAACAGGAAAAUAAAUUACCAAUGCAUAAAGAGAGGAAACUCUUGUUACAUUUUGCUGUCGAUGUUGCCUGUGGUUUGGCUUGUCUUCAUCGUCACAACUAUGUUCAUUGUGAUCUUGCUUUGCGUAAUUGUUUGGUGACCAAUGAUCUGUCUGUAAAAGUUGGUGAUUAUGGCCUGGCUGAGGAUUUGUAUAAGGAGGAUUAUUAUGAUACAGGGUGUGACCUGUUGCCAGUCCGGUGGAUGGCUCCUGAGACGCUUACUUUACAAAAAGGAGUUUGGCGUACAAAGGCUUUUACACCUCAGGCCAAUAUUUGGUCUUAUGGUGUGAGCAUGUGGGAAUUGAUACAGUUUGGCCGACAGCCCUAUCAUUGGUUGACCGAUGAACAAGUCUUGGACUGUGUUGUUCUAAAGAAGACAGAAGUUCUGCCAGUUCCAAAUUAUCCUGAGCACCAGAAGAUCAACAUAUACGAACUGAUGAAAAUGUGUUGGCAGAAACCAGAACAGCGUCCUACAAUUGAGGAAUUACAUGGUCAUCUGUUGGAUCUGGAGAUCUCUUUGAAGAACAUGGAAGAAUCAGAUUUUGAAAGUAAAUGGAAUAUUCUGAGUCCAGUUGAAAUCGAAAGCCCAAGUCAUGGAAUUGCCCCAGAAUCCAUGGAGAUAGCGACAGAUGCUCUGGAAUUGUUUGUAGCUGAGACUGAAGCUCCUGUAGCAAACGGUAACACAGGAGAUGUAGCUCUUAAUAUUCCCAUCGAAGUUCCAUUAGAAAAUGGUCUGACCAUUCCAUUGGCUAGCCGUCACCUCUUGACCUUUAAUGAUAGCGAUUUGGUGACCGACAUCAAUACAGAAACUGAAGAGAAGCUUUUAGCUCAGCUAGAGUCUGAAACAAAGAAUGCACCAAACAGUGAAACUAUGCUCCAUCUCGAUCCUGAGUUUCAGUUGGAACCAAAAAGUCCAGCAAAAGCCAUUGCAAAACAGGGUAAAGUUGACCUUUCUGGUCAUGAUGAUGUCGAUAGUGUCGAUGGAUCCAGUCCAAUCAGUACCAGCAAAGUGAAAAAGGCAAAUAGCACUGAAGAAGAUGGAAUGCCUUCUCCAAUACCAAACGUGUCUCCCAAUACUUCACCUUCUCACUCAGAUGCUGAGCUGCAGCGUUCAUCAGAGCGUAUCCAAGAUCUGAGCUCGAUCCAUUCUUGUAGUGAUGAAAGUGCCAAUGAAUCGUCUCCUGAGAUCUCUGAAGAAAUGGCCGACAUCUAUUUUCAAAGACGUCCAAAUUCAAGCGGCUUACGUCGUUCCAAUAUGAAAGCAAUGCCUUUAGCGCCAAUACCGGAAAAUGGUAUACCUGUAGACAGUUUUAGUGGGACUUUUAAUAAAUCUCGGCUAAUAAAAAGCAAUUCUGAUGACUCUCCAUCGCAACAAGACUCUUACGAAUGGGAUGAACUAGUUGGUGGACAGCUUGUGGGUAAAAGCUGUGAUAAUGUGCCCUCACCCCGUCGAAGCUUGGACUUUGACUGGUCCAUGGAUUCGAACCCCAAACCAGUUACCCACAAUAAAAGGCGAAGACAUACGUUGGCAUCGCUCCCACAUCUAGGUAAAAACAGUGAAUUUUCUUUUGGUAAAUCAGAUAAUAGUUGUUUCUCCACGUCCGGAACUGGACUUAACGCGUGUUCCAUUGCAUCGGAGAUCCUGACCAGUCGGGUCAUCUCUCCAAUUAGUAAAAAAACACCACCACGUCGAACAUUUUAUACAAUUUCCUCUCUCAAUGAUAUCGAUCUGGACAUUGGUGAUGAUGACGAUGGACUUGAAAUGGACAAUUUUGAUAUUCCACGUAGCCUUCAUUUAAAAUAUUCCACCAGUCAAGAUCUCACAACAGUUGGCAAUUCAGACACAUCAAAGGAUUUUACUGACCUACCACUUGACGAAGAAUCCGUUCCAUCAUCAUCAUCACUACCAUCAACAUCAGAAGCAUUUUGUGAAGACUUAUUGGAGAGAAUUUCAUCUAUAGAAUCCGGAUCAGGAAGUCCAUUAGAAUCAUUGAAACAACAAGACAGCUGACAUUUUUAGACAUAUUCUGAAGUAUCAAUGGAAUGUGAUCCUCUGUUUUCACGAUUGUCCACAAGCUGAAGGUGUGUUAAUAUUCUUGGAAACAACAACAGCAUCUUAGCAUCCAGCAUCCGGCAUCCAAUCAUCAGUCAUCUUCAUCAAAUUGUAUUUAGUUCCAUCCAUUUAAAAAUGAAAUAAUAAAUUAUUUAAAAAUAAUAAAUUAUUUCAUUCAGAUUCAUCUCGUCCUGCAAAAAAACAAAAACACCCCCCCCC
Messenger RNA from Octopus bimaculoides (California two-spot octopus), 3409 nucleotides. RefSeq lists its product as uncharacterized. Lineage: Eukaryota; Metazoa; Mollusca; Cephalopoda; Octopoda; Octopodidae. Gene Ontology annotation, biological process: protein phosphorylation. The record is from RefSeq and is a predicted model, not a curated record. Gene Ontology annotation, molecular function: ATP binding; protein kinase activity.